GAGAGAGAGAGAGAGAGAGAGAGAGAGACAGACAUUGGCAUAGUAAGUGGAGUAACAGAGGAUUGUCAAUUGUCAGUCAGGCAAGUGAAUCCUCGACAGUACGUGGCCGAAAUUCCUCAGCUGGCCCCUAAGUUUAUGAAGGAUAACGGACUGAUGCAUGUCACUCUCUCGACCGCAGAUGGAGCAAUAGAGGCAGCUCCUGCGAUGGGCAUAGCUGAUGCUAUCGUGGACCUUGUGAGUAGCGGAACCACAUUGCAAGAUAAUGUGGAGUAACAUUGGAAAGAAAUCGAAGGUGGAGUAAUAUUGGUAAGUCAGGCUGUUCUUGUUGCUAGCAGGAAGUCCUGGACCCAACGGAAAGGUGUAUUGGACAUCACUCAUGAAAUCCUUAAAAGAUUGGAGGCACAUUUGAGGGCAGCUGGCCAGCUUACGGUUACUGCAAACAUGAGGGGAACCAGUGCAGAGGAGGUGGCGGAACGAAUACUGAGCCAAACAUCAUUGUCAGGGAUGCAGGGACCCACCGUAAGUCCGGUUUUUUGCAAACGUGAUGGGAGAAUAGCAGCAGAUUACUAUGCGAUAGUCAUGUGUACCCAAAAAGUUGCUUUAUAAGUCUGUUCAACAACUGAGAGCAGUAAGACAAUUUUCUUUCUUUACUAUGCCAUAGCCAUCUGUCUAACCCAAACUUCUGCGACCAACCCUGGGUUACAAUUUUUCGUGGCAGGUGAUUUUUUACAUGAAGUUUCCUAAGGCACCUCCCAGCAGCCUCGAUAACAUUCUAUCCAAAAAUGCAAGUUUGAGUCUCCUCAACCCCUUGUAAAAGGAAGGGCAUAAGAAUUUAAUGGAUCGAUGAAGACUCAAAAGUACGAUUUGGGAACUACUUGUAUAAUUUCUGGCUCAGCAGGCCUGGAGUUUCAGUGAUUCGCAGCUUGUCAAUGGUUUUCUAGCAAAAAAACAUGAUUCAGGCAAAAAAUGCCCGGAAAAUGGUUAGUUUUAUUUGAACUCAUUGUUUUCCGUUCUAUGCUGUUCACAAUGAUUGGUUCUGAAUCUUCACCGUUACCUCCUUUGGGAUCAAGGUUUACAUUUCAGGACUGCAGCUUCAUCUUUCUUAGCUUUUCCGUUUUUCCUGUAUCUUCGUGAAAAUCUGGGAAUAUCAUAAAUGGCUUUUUGGAACUAAUUGCUUGACUAUUUUUGUAAUGCAGAUCGGAGGCAGUGGAGUUCUUGUUCUCCUCUGACAUACAUUUUUGAUGAAGAACCCUCUCGAUGCCGCGAACUCCUUUCAAAACAUGACAUGUACUAGUCUUUUGGGGAUGCCUUGGGUGGUUUUUGCAUUCUAUAGCAUUAGCGUAUCGAUCGAAGAACUCCUUUAGCUAGUGUAAGAAGGCAAUUCAGCUUUGAAUUUUUUCUAGUUUAAAAAUCUCUGAGCUUGUUCCCUCUCCCUUAUGGGCCCCCUCCUGUUGUAAUCAUUACAUUUGGAAUGCUAUUAAUUUUUUUUUUGGAAUAAGUUAAUUUUUU
Molecule: messenger RNA, 1509 nt
Organism: Rhododendron vialii
Lineage: Eukaryota; Viridiplantae; Streptophyta; Magnoliopsida; Ericales; Ericaceae
Product: ATP phosphoribosyltransferase 2, chloroplastic-like
Biological process (GO): L-histidine biosynthetic process
Cellular component (GO): cytoplasm
Molecular function (GO): ATP phosphoribosyltransferase activity
Source: RefSeq, a predicted model, not a curated record